This is a messenger RNA of Camarhynchus parvulus, 762 nucleotides long. RefSeq names its product olfactory receptor 14J1-like. The record is from RefSeq and is a predicted model, not a curated record. Gene Ontology annotation, molecular function: olfactory receptor activity. Gene Ontology annotation, cellular component: membrane. Gene Ontology annotation, biological process: G protein-coupled receptor signaling pathway. The transcript is spliced from 2 exons. The annotation marks the transcript as partial. NCBI's taxonomy places the organism in Eukaryota, Metazoa, Chordata, Aves, Passeriformes, Thraupidae.
UCCCUCCUGGGCAACGGCCUCAUCAUCAGCGCCGUAGCCUGCGGCCACCACCUGCACACGCCCAUGUUCUUCUUCCUGCUCAACCUGGCCCUCAGCGACCUGGGCUCCAUCUGCACCACUGUCUUUUUCAUUUCAGCAGAGUAUUACGUCCUCGCUGUCAUGUGCUACAACAGCUGUGUGUCCAUCUGCAAACCCCUGCACUACAGAACCUUCCUGGGCAGCAGAGCUUAUGCCCACAUGGCAGCAGCUGCCUGGGCCAGUGGCUUCCUUGCUGCUUUGCUGCACACAGCCAAUACAUUUUCUCUGCCCCUGUGCCAAGGUAAUGUCCUGGGUCAGUUAUUCUGUGAAAUCCCACAGAUCUUCAAGCUCUCCUGCUCACAGUCCUACCUCAGAAAAAACAGAAUUUCUGUGGUUGGUGUCUGUUUAUCUUUUGGGUGUUUUGUUUUCAUUGUUUUCUCCUAUGUGCUGAUCUUCAGGGCAGUCCUGAGGAUCCCUGCUGAGCAGGGAUGGCAAAAAGCCUUUUUCAUAUGCCUCCCUCACCUGGCCAUUGUUUCCGUGUUCCUCAGCACUGCAGCAUUUGCCUACCUGAAACCCCACUCAAACUCCUUCCCAUCCCUGGAUCUUGUGGUGUCAAUUCUGUACUCAGCAGUGCCUCUAGCACUGAAGCCCCUCAUUUACAGCCUGAGGAACCAGGAGCUCAAGGAUGCCCUGGAAAAACUGAUGAAGGUAUCUUCAGAAGCAAUAAACUCUCUUUUCUGCUAG